Messenger RNA from Cotesia congregata, 438 nucleotides. The record is from the annotation of a GenBank genome assembly. Lineage: Eukaryota; Metazoa; Arthropoda; Insecta; Hymenoptera; Braconidae.
AUGAGAAUACCAAGUUUUUUUAUAUCCAGUAAACUUAUUCCUAUGGAUAUGUGUGCGCCUAUUCUUGGUGGAUAUUGCAAACGUGAUCUCGAUUGUGAUUCCCAGACCAUGGAAUGUGUUGCCAAUAAGUGUCAAUGCAAACCGAAUUUCACAGAAAUGUCUACAAAUCUUUGUAUUGAGACAAUUAAUGUUUACUCUUGCCGCGAGCCGUCAGAAUGCAGUGACUCGUGGCAUUUCACCUGCUCACCUCACGGAAAUUGCGUUUGUCAAACAAAUAACACUGCUAUCAGUCACGCAACUUGUCUUCCUACUUUAGGAGGACUUUGUUGGAAAGAUGAUCAAUGCAUGGCAACGAAAUCUAUUUGCGUUGAUUAUCGGUGUGCAUGCAGAGAGGGUCAUAUACCAGUUGCUGAUAAUUUCUGCGGGAUUGCUGACUAG